Neohortaea acidophila is the source of this 2784-nucleotide messenger RNA. Its product is annotated as armadillo-type protein. The record is from RefSeq and is a predicted model, not a curated record. The coding region runs from base 283 to 2784 and encodes 833 amino acids. The transcript is spliced from 3 exons. Gene Ontology annotation, molecular function: small GTPase binding; actin binding. Gene Ontology annotation, biological process: actin cytoskeleton organization. NCBI's taxonomy places the organism in Eukaryota, Fungi, Ascomycota, Dothideomycetes, Mycosphaerellales, Teratosphaeriaceae.
CUUAUUUCUUGACAACGACCUACACAGCUCACAUGAAGUGAAGAUGGGAUGCACAGGCGAGGCUGACGUUGGAGUGCACGUGGAGGGAAGGCACGUGCCUGCCGCCUUCCUUCCCUUCGUUCCUUCCCCAGACGGGUUCCCAUGGCAACAUGGCGUCAACACCACCGCUCCAACCCAUCGUUCACGCUAGCACACACGUCUCCGACACCAAUGACCCGCGACUGUCAUCCAAUUGCCCCCUCCUCACUGCCCACAGCUUUGUGAACAGCAGAUUGACCGAACAUGGCAGACGGGAGCGUCUCGACCGCUCCUCCAGCCCGCCCGCAACACCACCGCAGCGCAUCCUCCAAAUCCAACGUCUUGAGAGCGUUGGUCUCCUCCAAGCCUCGUCCCGAGAACGCGGCCUCGGGCGUAUCACCUUCGAAACAAAAUGUCCGCACCGGAUACAGCGUCCCUCUUCUCCCGCCGGAUCACCCUCAUGCAGCCAAGGGCAAGGUGCUUGGUGAGCGACAAAGCAACAUGCAAUCUCCCCCUUCAUCUCCUUCGAAGAGCAAGCCAAAGAGGAUUGGUACUGCGAAGACGACUCAUGACUUGCCCACUUUAUCCCGCCCUCAGUCAAUGGAGAAGGGACAGCUGAAUCCAAAGAAGGCCAAAUCCUCCACCAAUCUAGCCGGCAUGUUCGCAAGGAAAGAUCGCUCGGUCAAGGAGGCUUCUCAAGCAGGGCCGAAGGAUAAAGAGAAUACAACACCCCCUGCCUCAACAAGUGGGCCAGCGCAAACUCCUAUCUGGGCUCAAUUUGCUACGACUGCGAAACCGAUUCCCCCACCAAGUAUUAGGGACGAUGCUUCGCCGGUCAGUCUGAGGGGGGAGAUUGCAAGGUAUACGCCGCAGGAGUACUCUCCGUCCAAACAGCGCAAUUUCAACGGAGGAUUGGAUCAGCCACAGCUACGGCCGACUCUUGCAAGUCGACCAACUGGCAUUGUGGAUGGGAAUGAACGAAGGAGGAGCAAAGAUGGAGGCAGACGUCUAUCGGGUGAACAAAUGUUCGAAGCCAGGCGGAGGAGUACCGAUCGCAAGAGCAGCCAAAGCAGUGCCGAGCACGCACCGUUCGAAGCCAAGCUGACCAUCGCCAAACGUGGUGGCAGAGUGCUGGCAGCCGUCGCUGCUCUGCAGGGCAAGGGGACUCAGCAAGCAAUAACGCCCAAGGCGGAGUCGCCGCUUGAUCCCAAGAGCGUUGAUGAGGCGUUCGAGGCCGUUCUGGACGCACGAAAUAUUCCCGAGCCAAUGAGAGACAAGAUGAGGUCGUUGACCCUGCGAGUCAAGGCGGAUUUCAUCAAGCAAGAUCAGGAAGCCUCCAAGAUGUCCACCAAGAGCCGUUCGGAGUACCACAGUGCUCAGUCAACCGGGCCUCGUAGUCCCGUCAAAUCACGCCCAAGCUCACCAGACAGGUCACGGGCGACAGAGGAAGAAGACGGCAAGUCUACGAAGCGAUCACGAGCCCGCAGCCGCACCUUCACCUUCUCCAAAUCGGACAAAGGCGGCGACGGCUCACCGAGCAAGAAGGUGAGAUCCACCAGCAAGUCGAGGGCAAAGCAUGACGGGCAAAGCACACCCUCCACUCCCACCAUGCCUCGCAGCUCGACGGACAGACGAGGGCAUGCUGGCCCGGCCGUUCCUUCAGACUUCAUUUCGUAUCUUCGCGCCAAUCGGGACCCCGUCACCGUGGAAGUCGGACGGCUACACAAACUUCGCAUCCUACUUCGCAACGAAACGGUCGCGUGGGUGGACACAUUUGUGUCGUUGGGCGGGAUGACGGAGAUUGUUGGUUUGCUGCAUCGGACGAUGGAGUUGGAGUGGCGAGAGGAACAUGAGGAUCAGCUUCUACACGAGACGCUGUUGUGCCUGAAGGGGCUUUGCACUACCGAGCGAGCGAUGGCCGAGUUGGAGAAGGUUGCCGACACAUUGUUCCCGGCUCUGAUUGGUAUGCUCUUCGAUGAAGAGAAGAAGGGUCCGGCGGAGUAUUCGACUCGGACUAUCAUCAUUGCCGUUCUCUUCAAUUUCCUAGCAGCAGCGACACCAGAACGACUCGAGCAGCGCGCUCGCCAGAUCCUCGCAUACAUGGGCGAACCCACGAAGCCCGUGGAGGCCAGACCAGUAGACUUCGUGCUCGACAUGCACACGGCGAGACCAUACAAGCUCUGGUGCCGCGAAAUGACACACGUCACAAAAGAAGUCUUCUGGAUCUUCCUGCACCAUCUCAACGUCGUCCCUCUCCCCAAAGCGAAAGUGCUCGCAGCAACCUACUCCCGCCGCCACUUCCCUGGCACGCGACCCCCCGUGCCCGCAGCACCCUACAUCGGCGGCGUAGAGUGGGAUGCAACAACCUACUUGACCGCACACCUCGACCUGCUCAACGGGCUAAUCGCGUCCAUCACCACGGCCACAGAACGCAACACGUUGCGCACGGAUCUGCAGGCUUCAGGCUGCGAAAAGGUGCUAGGGACGACGCUGCGGACGUGCAAGGAGAAGUUCUACGCGGGCGUGCAUGAUGGGUUAAGGGCGUGGGUUGCGGCUGCGGUGGAGGAUGGGUGGGAGACGCGGUUUGUGCGUGAGGGGCCGACGAUGGAGGAGCAGGCUAGGGGGUGGAGUCCUACUAAGGGGAGUCCGGUGAAAAAGGGGAAGAAGAAGGAUGUGGCGCCUAAGUUGGAGUUGGAGUUGAAUUUGGAUCUUGGGGGAAAGAAGGGAGAGGGCGGUGGUGGUGGUGAUGACGGAUGGCUUGAUUGA